AAGCUUCGCACGCACACACGCACGGGCUGGCUGGCAGAGCGUAACACACAAGGCUUGCUGACAGGAAAACUCGAGAGGAGAGAACCUCGAACAAAAGUGGCCAUGGACCUGAUCCCAAGCUUUUCCACAGGAACCUGGGUUCUCCUGGCUACCAGCCUGGUGCUCCUCUAUCUAUAUGGGACCUAUACACAUGGACUUUUUAAGAAACUGGGAAUCCCUGGGCCAACACCCCUACCUUUUAUGGGAACUGUUCUGGGCUACCGUAAGGGUAUAUGGGAUUUUGACAUGGACUGCUUUAAAAAGUAUGGAAACAUGUGGGGGUUCUAUGAUGGUCGGCAGCCUGUGUUGGCAAUCACUGAUCUAGAAGUGAUCAAAACAGUCCUAGUAAAAGAAUGUUAUUCUGUCUUCACAAAUAGGCGGGCCGUUGGUCCGGUGGGAUUUAUGAAAAGUGCCAUCUCUAUAGCUGAGGAUGAAACUUGGAAGAGAAUACGAACAUUGCUGUCUCCAACCUUCACCAGUGGAAAGCUCAAGGAGAUGUUCCCCAUCAUUGGCCAGUAUGCAGAUGUGUUGGUCAGCAACCUGAGGAAGGAAGCAGAGAAAGGCAAGCCCAUCACCUUGAAAGACGUGUUUGGGGCCUACAGCAUGGAUGUGAUUACUGGCACAUCAUUUGGAGUGAACAUUGAUUCCCUGAAUAACCCACAAGAUCCCUUUGUGGAACAUAUCCAGAAGCUCUUAAAAUUUAGUUUCUUCGAUCCAUACGUUCUCUGCAUAACACUCUUCCCAUUCCUUGGCCCAGUUUUUGAAGCAUUUAAUAUUACUCUGUUUCCAAGAAGUGUGACUGAUUUUUUCAAAAAAUCUGUAAAAAGAAUGAAAGAAAAUCGCCUCCAAGAUAAACAAAAGCACCGAGUGGAUUUUCUUCAGCUGAUGAUUAACUCUCAGAAUUCCAAAGAAACAGACUCCCAUAAAGCUAUGACCGAUCUGGAGCUUGUUGCCCAAUCUAUUAUUUUUAUUUUUGCUGGCUAUGAAACCACUAGCACUUCUCUUUCCUUCUUUAUGUAUCUUAUGGCCAUUCACCCUGAUGUGCAGCAAAAACUGCAAGAGGAGAUCGACGUAACAUUUCCCAAUAAGGCAACUCCCACCUAUGAUGCCCUGGCACAGAUGGAGUAUCUUGACAUGGUGAUGAAUGAAAACCUCAGAUUAUACCCAAUUGCUGGUAGACUUGAGCGGGUCUGUAAGAAGGAUGUGGAAAUCAAUGGGGUGUUCAUUCCCAAAGGGACAGUGGUGAUGGUGCCAAGUUUUAUUCUUCACCGAGACUCUACAUACUGGCCAGAGCCUGAGGAGUUCCGUCCUGAAAGGUUCAGUAAGAAGAACCAGGGCAGUAUAAAUCCUUACACAUACAUGCCCUUUGGAAGUGGACCCCGAAACUGCAUUGGCAUGAGGUUUGCUAUCAUGAACAUGAAACUUGCUGUCGUCAGAGUUCUGCAGAACUUCUCCUUCAAACCUUGCAAAGAAACACAGAUCCCUCUGAAAAUAGAGUCUCAAGGACUUACUCGACCACAAAAACCCAUUGUUCUAAUGGCGGAGUUGAGAGAUGGGACUAUAAAUGGAGCCUGACAUUCCUUAAGGACUUACACAUUGUUCUUCAAGGAAGUUGUAUCCCUCGAUCCCAGAGAUCUCUAUGUACUCUGUGAAUAAAACCCCAAAAUGAAGAUGAACUUAACCUAUUGCACUUGAUGAAUGACUAGCAAUUCUGUACAUUCAUUUAGCUUUCUCAGUGUCUAUACAGAGUAUUAUAUAUUGUGUAAUAUAAGGGAUGUGACUAAAAGUGCCAAAUAUGUAGACCCAGUUUAUUGGGUUCUUAUAAUACUGGCUCCAUCCAUUCCCACUUGGUACUGUCUGCUGUUCCUUAACACUAAUCAAGAAUACAAAUUUCUCUAUAAUUUUAUCAAUAAACAUUAAUGAAAACAAGAA
Myotis lucifugus (little brown bat) is the source of this 1971-nucleotide messenger RNA. Its product is annotated as cytochrome P450 3A12-like. Gene Ontology annotation, biological process: steroid metabolic process; oxidative demethylation. The transcript has 13 exons. Bases 103 to 1614 code for a protein of 503 amino acids. Gene Ontology annotation, molecular function: iron ion binding; heme binding; oxidoreductase activity, acting on paired donors, with incorporation or reduction of molecular oxygen, reduced flavin or flavoprotein as one donor, and incorporation of one atom of oxygen. Lineage: Eukaryota; Metazoa; Chordata; Mammalia; Chiroptera; Vespertilionidae. The record is from RefSeq and is a predicted model, not a curated record.